AUGCGAAACAAAUUAUUCUCUCGCGUUGCUGCUUAUGGUAGAGUACGUUUGGUAGGGACUAUGCCAGACAAAACAAAGUUUAUUAGUCAAAAAGGGACGUAUCCCAAAGGGUUCUUGAUUAACGGCGUUUCGUCUGGCGUAAAAGCUAAUGCCAAAAAGGAUUUAAUGGUUUUAUUUUCGCCUACCCCUUGUAAUGCAGCUGCUGUGUUCACAAAGAAUGCAUUCCAGGCAGCUCCUGUUCAGGUGUCUCGUAAUGUUUUACAAGGAAAUGGCGGUACAGGGAUUCAUGCUGUGGUUGUCAAUAGUGGCUGUGCGAAUGCCGUUACAGGUGAAGGCGGUAUACGAGAUGCCAAAGCAAUUGCUAAGGCGACUGAGGAGUUGACACAGCUACACAAGGAUUCUUCAGCUAAGAAGGAUAACUUGCCUUCUACUUUAUUGAUGUCGACUGGUGUUAUCGGUCAGAGACCAAAACUCGACAAAAUCAAACAAGGACUUGCUAUCACUCUCAAAGAUAUGGGAUCUUCUCAUCAACACUGGAUGCGUGCAGCUGAAGCCAUAUGUACUACGGACACCUUUCCCAAGCUACUCUCAAAGCAAGUCAAAAUGGCUGAUCGCGUCUAUACCGUCGCUGGUGCUUCGAAAGGUGCUGCCACUCUCCUUGGAUUUUUUGUUACGGAUGCUCCCAUUGCUCCCGACGCUGUCCAAUCCAUUCUUCGUCAUGCGAUCACGAACAGCUUCAAUUCGAUUAGCAUUGAUGGUGAUACAAGUACGAAUGAUACCAUUGCUUUUCUUGCUAACGGUGCCGCUGGCGGUUCCGAAAUUACUUCAUCCUCUGCAGAAUACGAACCCAUUCGUGACGCUAUUACUGAACUUGCCCAAGACCUUGCAAAAUUGGUGGUUCGUGACGGUGAAGGUGCUACCAAAUUUGUAACUGUUCAAGUUCGUGGAGCUAAGUCAGUGCAAGAUGCUGCAAUCGUAGCUUCUACGAUUAGCAAUUCGGCUUUGGUAAAAACUGCCUUUUUUGGUGAAGAUGCCAACUGGGGUCGUAUCCUGUGUGCAGUCGGAUAUUCCGGUGCUACUGUAAAUCCAAACGCUACUUCCGUUAGCUUUGUUCCUGCUGAUGGCUCCGAAACAUUGAAGCUCCUAGUAAACGGUGAGCCUCAAAAUAUAGAUGAGACUCGUGCCAGUGAAAUUUUAGCUCAAGAAGAAUUAACUGUCGAUAUUGACCUUGGAAGCGGUUCUUUUGAAAAGACGAAUUGGACUUGUGAUUUUUCUUAUGACUAUGUACGCAUUAAUGCUGAUUAUCGUAGUUAA
Molecule: messenger RNA, 1314 nt
Organism: Schizosaccharomyces cryophilus OY26
Lineage: Eukaryota; Fungi; Ascomycota; Schizosaccharomycetes; Schizosaccharomycetales; Schizosaccharomycetaceae
Product: glutamate N-acetyltransferase
Exons: 2
Coding region: 1-1314 (437 amino acids)
Biological process (GO): L-arginine biosynthetic process; L-ornithine biosynthetic process
Cellular component (GO): mitochondrial matrix
Molecular function (GO): L-glutamate N-acetyltransferase activity, acting on acetyl-L-ornithine as donor; L-glutamate N-acetyltransferase activity, acting on acetyl-CoA as donor
Source: RefSeq, a predicted model, not a curated record